Molecule: messenger RNA, 7391 nt
Organism: Numida meleagris (helmeted guineafowl)
Lineage: Eukaryota; Metazoa; Chordata; Aves; Galliformes; Numididae
Product: transmembrane protease serine 11E-like
Exons: 14
Coding region: 3152-4402 (416 amino acids)
Biological process (GO): proteolysis
Cellular component (GO): extracellular region; plasma membrane
Molecular function (GO): serine-type endopeptidase activity
Source: RefSeq, a predicted model, not a curated record
UCCCCUGUCUCAGCUUAAAACCAUUCCCCCUUGUCCUAUCACUAUCCACCCUCACAAACAAUCGAUCCCCCUCCUGUUUAAAUUGACCCCCCUCCUGUUUAUAAGCUAUGAAGUUUAGACCUGCAUAUUUAACAGCAGAAUAGCAUUGUGAACUUUUGUGACAGUAAUAAAUAUAGGCAUGGAUUUUUCCAUUCCAACUUGCAUAGCCUCUAGGCAACCUUACUUUGUUUACCAAAUGUGUCUGCAGAUCACAGCUGUGAAAGAGUUGUAGUGCCCUGUCUUGUGGACAAAGGCAGGUAGGUAGAAGUAUGAACAUCUGUUUCAGAUCCUGUACCAGCAAGUGACUGGACCGAGUAGAUACUAAGAGCAAUGGUCUGCAAGCAGUGUGCCCCAGGUUAGAGAGGAUAUUUGGGCUGUGCAAAUUGCUCAGGAUUGUGCUAGGACUGUUGGAGAAAAGCAACCCUGAGCCAGGAUCUGAGGUCUGGUACUGCAUGAGCAGGGGCUUGCCCCCUGAGAAGAGUGAUAAUGAAUGUAGCUGCAGUCUUGCCUUAACUCUAAUUUGGCUUAUGCAGUGCUAUAUUUCAGGAGGAAUUUGACUGAAAGCAAGUUGAAGUGACCCUUAGUUUGUCACUGAAUGGUUGAAGAUAAUCUAGAUAACUGUUGGAUGAAAUAGAAGCAGCUUCUGCAAAUAAGAAUGUUGAUCCUGACUUUCCAGUAGCCUAGAAAAACCACAGGAAGGGUAACAGAACUACUGCAGUCGUUACAAUUAUGAUACUUUAAUGCAAGCUUGAAAAUGGGAAUCCUCUUCUAUUAAAAAAAGAAAGAAAGAAAUAGCUAAUGAAUGCAAGCCAACUGAGCUACUUAAUUCACCAAAAUGGGAAAACAGACCUAGCCCUGGGGUCUUCUUCAGACUUUCCCUUUAGAAAGGCUUCCUAAUGGCUGCCUGCCUCAAAAGUUGUGUUUAGGGCCAGAGCAACGAAUCAGUAUUGACUUCUUGAAGAGAGAACUGGUGUCUGAACAAAAGGAGUGGAACAAUUUGUCAAGAAUCUUUGUAAAUGCAGAUAUCUUCUCAGGAGUUUUCUGUCCUAAUAUGAAUUUAGGAUUGUUGUGAAUAAAGUGGUUUGUGUUUUCUUGUCAGUUGUCUUGGUAACUGAAAAAGUUGCUUUGUAGGAGAAAAGGUGAAGACCAUGGUUGGCUAAUUGAUCACUGAUGAAGUGACAUCAUCCUGGUCUGCAAAUGUAAAAGAUAAUGUAAUUUCAUGCCAUGACUUGAAGCAAGUGCGUGUUGCAGACAGUGCCUCGCUUGCCAGGUUUCAGGAGCAACUAGGAAAAUCAUGGUGCGCGUCUGAAUGUACAUUAUUUCCAACAAAGACUGGUAAAUUUUGCCUCUCUGCAAGAUGAGAUGCUUUGACUUUUGUGACACCAAUUUAGGCUCUUUCAGGUCAGAGGAACGCCAUUCCGUUUACCCAGGGGAGUUACAGGCCAUUCUUGGAGCUUAAGGGCUCAGUUCUUGAGACCUUUUGUGCUAUUAUGUCAUCAGUUUAACUUAUAUGGUAAUCUGUAUCCAAGACUAUACUCUCUUGCUAAGAACAAGCUGGCCUUGUAACCCAAGCUGAGUGUACUCCUGAGUGCUCAGAAGCAUGGUGCCUACAUUAUUUUCAUGAGGUGACUGCCAUGCUUCCUUAACUGUCUAAGUGCAAAGACACCAGUUCAUCCUUCCUGUGCCUACUGAUCUAGCUAGGCGGGUCAUACCAUAUAUUGCUCAGGAGGCAGAUGGGUACAGAUAUUGAUCCCCAAAUGCCUGUUCCAUUGCAGGUUUAACAAUAAUUUGUUAUUAAGAAAGAAUGCCUAGCAGCUAAGUGAAAGAGAUAUUCAUGGAAUUGUCAGCAGAGGAGUUCUACGGUAGACGAGAACAAAGCAGUCAGGUUAUGGUGCUUCCUGAGAGUGGUUUCUAAAUCUACAGUGGUCUGUCUCAUGAAAUUUGUGGAUCACAAAGGCACAAUUACCUUAUUUAAGACCUUUAGGGGGGAUUUUCUUCCAGAAGAGUAAUUAAACUCUUUAAAUGUGCAAAAUAUUUGACAUUUUACAUACUUGGCUGCAAGGAGUCCCAUACCUUACUUGAAUAUUCAUAUGACAGAGUAUCUUCUCAUUCUUCUUUUAAAGUUGCUACUCUUAUUUGAAGUUGUAUAAUUCUUCUAUUAGAAGAUAUAGUGAAUAGUCUUUACACAUUACAUCGUAGGCCUCCUUGUGUACCUUUUUCAGGUUGCAGAAUCCUGAUGUGUUCAGGCACCACAGGCACAGAAGCUGUUUUGUUCGUUUGGACUGUUGUGUUGCUUCUUUCAGGACGUUUUACAAUUCCUCUGCAUCAGCUUUGAGAUGGAGAAAUGGGUGGAGAACUUCAUACAGUAUUCAGGAUACACGCAUGAUAUGGAAUAAUUGUGAUACAUUUGUUUGCUUUUUGUUUCUCUACUCUCUGUGCAAAAUAUUCCUAGCUUUUCUCUUUUUGUUGUUUUUUUGUCUGCUACUGAGUUGAUAUCCUUGUAGGAGAUUCUCCCUCAGUCUUAUUCCUGAGAAAAGUAACCAACUUGACACCUGUAAUUUUAUAGGUGAGAGUGUUCAGAGAUUGCCAUGAAGCCUCCAUGUCAUGUAUUCUUCCAUCUGUGCCAUGAUAGUCACUAGAAAGGGCUCUGCCUCUGAGUGCUUGGGACUACCUGAAAUAUUCACACCAUCUACGCCACCUAGGUCAGAAGCUGACCUUCCCAAGAAGGCAAUAUUCCAGUUAUUUGUCUGUGGACUUGAUGUAAGGUGGAAGCAAAAGCUUCAGCCACACAAGAAGUACUUGGAACAGCAUGUUUCUUAGCUGGUGAUUCCUGAGUUACAAAGGAUUCAAAUGAAGGCUAUUCAAGAGUAGGGAAAGAAUCCCUAGAUGUUAGAAACUUUAUUUCAGCAAAGCAAACGAUAAAGCCUCAAGACUAUGCUGAGAUGCCGCACAGUGCGUUGUGGAGUUCAGGACGAUACAUCUCCCAGACAAAAGACCCUCCUGCUGAACUCUCACUGGUAUCCAAAGAUUGUCUGACAAGAGCCGCAACACUGUCUCUUACAACGUAUGCGUGCUUUUGGUGAGAAGAAACCCAAACCCGAUACUGACUCAGAUGGACUCAGCAGGGAGGAAUGUGAAGCCGUGGAAGAUAGCCGUCAUCAUUGUGUCAGUGAUAAUUGGUCUGACCCUCAUCAUUGGCUUGAUUUCUUAUUUUUUGUGCCACUAUCAGGACCGAUACUACAAUGCAACUUUCCUUAUCACCAAUGUCCCGUAUGACCUUCAAUAUGGAAGGCAAACCACGGAGGAGUUCAGAUACCUGAGCCAAGAGAUUGAAACCAUGAUGUCUAGAGUAUUUAAGGGGUCCUUUUUGAGCCGCAAGUACAUCAGGUCCCAUGUUGUUGCUAUAAGCCCAGAUCCUGGUGGAGUGCUUGUAUCUGUUGCUCUGGUAUUUAAAUUUGCCUCAGCUGACAGUAAGGCAACAAGCUGGCGUCAUGUCAACAGUGUGUUACAUAGAAGGCUUGAAACAAGCUCAACGUUCUUGAAUGUUGACCAGUCUACCAUUAAACUCACAGAAUUGAAUAAGGAGAAUGGAGAUCACCUUUUAAACAACUUCUGUGGAAUACGAAAGGAGGCAUUCUCCUUCUCAGGAGUGGAAAGAAUAACUGAUGGGCAGCGUGCACAAGAUGGGGAAUGGCCAUGGCAGGCUAGUAUUCAGCUUGAUGGGACCCAUUACUGUGGUGCAUCGGUGAUCAGUAAUACGUGGCUAGUGACUGCAGCCCAUUGCUUUAAAGCAGGAAGAGAUCCUCGGAGAUGGACUGCCAGCUUUGGAAUUCUGCUGAGACCUCCAAAACAGAGAAAAUAUGUCAAAAGAAUUAUCAUUCAUGAAAAAUACAAUGUCCUUGUCCAUGAUCACGACUAUGACAUAGCUCUUAUGGAACUUGCCUCCCCUAUUGAAUUCACAAGUGACGUGCACAGUGUCUGUCUUCCUGAAGCAUCUUAUGUAUUACGGGAUAAUACUUCCUGUUUUGUCACGGGUUGGGGAGCUUUGAAGAAUGAUGGCCCUGGAGUUAAUCAGCUUCGACAAGCAGAAGUAAAAAUUAUUAGCACUGCGAUUUGUAAUAGACCACAAGUGUAUGCUGGAGUGAUAACACCAGGAAUGUUGUGUGCUGGAUACUUAGAGGGACGGGUGGAUGCUUGCCAGGGUGACUCUGGUGGGCCACUGGUGAAAGCAAACUCCAGAGGAAUCUGGUAUCUCGUGGGAAUAGUAAGCUGGGGUGAUGAAUGUGGCAAGCCAGAUAAACCAGGAGUGUACACACGAGUGACUUCUUACCGAGACUGGAUCGCUUCCAAAACAGGCAUCUGAAACCUGUGGUUCUUUUAAGAUUUGUGGGCUGUGUGAAAGGCUAUUCCUCUGACACAUUCUACUCUGUGGUUACCCUCUAAACAGCUGCUGCAGUGGCAUGUGGUUAUGUAUCAAGUGCUGGCAAGCUUGGAGUAGUCUAGGACUUGAAAUUGGUUUGGCCUACAACCAAAGAGGAGUGGACUCAAUCAUGUGACAUAGCAGUUUGUUCAGGAAGUACUUUGUCAAAGGGACAAAGAUUUUGGUUUCUCUGCAGCAUACAGACCCUCUUUUCUAUGUUCAAAUCUUCUGCCUGCUACUUUGUGGGCAAAGCAUGAGCCCACAAAUCCAUUUACCAAGAUCUAAGAACAGUUGUAACUAAAAUGCGACCCAUCCAUCUGCUGUGUGCUUCUAUGGCCCUGCCUGUCUGUAGACCAGCUACCAUCGAGUCCCUGACUCCAAGGCUACUGCACUUCUGAAUUCUCCUUGAGCUUUUUUCCUGCAUUGUUCCAUGGAGUGUAUGCUAAUAAUGAACAGAAGAGGGCUUAGAGAACUUGCAGUUCCUAGUAUCAUGUCAGACAGUUACCUAAGUGAAUUGAGAAGUUUUUUUUUGCUGUGUCAUCCUGAGAAAGUGGUCGCUGAGAAAAGCCAGCUUCUGUCCAUCUCCUUUGAAUGUGUCUACUUCCAGCUUCGUAUGAACAGCCCCUCCUACAGCAUUUGCCAUGAAAGUUGUUGUGGACUUGAGACCAAAUAAUACUUUGUGUUCACACUAGUUUAUUGUUGUACGUUAAUAUCUGACUGAAUGAAAUUCCAUUUUAAAACUUUCCAGAUUGUAUUGUUUUUAAUAAAAGUCCUAAGCUUUUUGUGCAGGUUUGUAACAAUCUCAGUAUGAGCAUUGCCGAAAACAAUCUGCAAAACCUGCUUAUUCUCAUGAAUGGUGUUCUCAAGUCUUACUAAUAUGUAAAACUCUGUAUGUAUCUCUUCAGAUGCGUUGAAAAAAAAAGAAAAAAGAAAAAAAGUCUGUGUCGUGGUGGAAAUACCUAUCUACGUGUCUACUUCAGAACAAAGAAUAACCCAUAAGUUAAAGAUCUUUUUCCUGUCAGGAAUUAAUGCCUGUGCCUUAUGGCUAGACCACAGAUAACCCACCUGAUCUCAUGAACUUCAUAGUCUCUCUGCCUUCAUUUUCAGGAGCUGAUGUUUCUCAAACUUCCUACACCCUAGAAGCGGAACGUGCCUAUUCUUGAUGAGGAUGCCUUCCUUAAUGCAUUUGCAGAGUCUUUCCAACAUUUUUUUCUGGUUGCUAAUUCUGACAACAGCGAGUGAUCUUAAUUGCUAGAUACAGGAGCCGCUCAUCUGCUCUUGAUGGUCAGAAGAGGAAGAACUCAGCAUAGGAAAUAUUAGCCACACUGCCAAGACUGAUCCAGUGUGACACACAAGCUGGGCCAGAAAAUACAAAGGAGCAGGCUUUUGGGCAUCUUCAUAGUUAAAAGAUCUGGGGAUAGGAGGCCCUCACUGAUUAUACUCCUAGGAUUUAAGUGUUGUCCAAAUUCAGUACAGGUCAGUUAACAUCAUCAGUGUUAAUCCUAGGGAUCCUUUUUGGUCUAUGCAGCUUGCUUCAAGCCCUGUCCGACAGAGCAGCAGCCCAUCAAGUUAAUGGAAGUACUUUAUUACAUCUCCUGUGAUUUAGGUGCCUGCAAGCCCAGUGAACCAUGCUUUAUCUUUACUGGAGGUGUGGGUUGUUAGGACUCCCAGAGAAGAUUUGCGUGAAGGAGAAGGGUCUGAAGCUGUUGUUCUCCGCUUGUAUAUAUUGUGAAGACCCAGCAUUUAAAAUGUGCUCCUAGGGAGCUCUUUGUAUGGAAUGCUGUGUGAUCCAGAAAUAAAACUUGGGGCUUAAGUUUUAGGUAGGGAAUAAAAAGUAUCAAAGUGGUUGCAUAGGUUUGAGGCAGAGAAAUCUCAUUUUAGUCCCUUAAGCAGAACUUGGAUUUGAAUUACAUUGCCUGUAUAUUAUGCAUGAAAAAUGUAAGGUUUUUUUUGCUGAUAACUGUACCCAGACAGUGAGUCACCUUGAAGAAAAGCAUUACUACAGGACUCCAUGGCUUUUCAGUUCCCAAAGCACUUAUACUUGGGUUUUCAAAGGACAAAUUUCAUUGUAAUUUGGGAACAUAAUAUUUUUAGACCGGCAAAUCUCAACUAUUUCACUGUUUUCCAAAAAACAGGUAAGCAGAUGUCCAAAGGAUUCCUUUUGAAUUUUUGAACUUUCUAGUUGCACUUGAACAAAAUGAGAAAGCGUCGUGCAUUUUGCUCUGUGCAAAGGGAUGCUAUGAAUGUAAUUCUCCAAAGUAGUGCAAACAAAGCUGAAAAAGCGAACUUAGUGUUUGCCUUGAUUUUUCCAAUUCUGAGAAUCCAUCUGGAGAGAUCUGGUACAUGAUUCAUCUUAACGUUGAGUACCAACACAGUGUAGCCAGGAGUGGGACUGUAGAGGAACAGAUGCCUACACAGUGUGUCUUGGGAGCAUUUUUUUGGAUUCCAGUUUUCAUGAUAGCAGCUGGAACAAGCUUUCUUGUCUGGUAUCUCCUGGAAGCAGUGUAGUUUCCUUUAAGGCCUCUUGACUGUGCAAAGCUGCAUAAAUGCAAAUGCUAUAAGAUUGCUUCAAAGACUGCCCCUCAUCCACAGGAAUGCUGGUGCAGAUGGACCUGAUGGAUCCACAUCCCUUUCUUAUGGAAAAACUACAUUGAUGUCAGCAUUGUCUAGCUUUUCUUGAGAGAAAUUGUGGAAACCUGAAAUAUUACAGGCAGCAAAAAUAUUGUUUGGUUUAGGUGACCUAGCAGAUAGGUAUUUUUUUUCUAAGCUGAAGUCUUAAAGCUUGUUGUUUCAUAAAAAAUUAUCUGUUCUCUGCCAUGUUUUUGUUUGAAAUUAUCAUCAAGGUGGAAUGGGAUGCAUCUAACUAUAGAAUCAGACGUGGCACACAGGAAUGUAAUUUAUGUGUUAAUUUAAUAAAAACAGUUAAAAAUAA